This is a messenger RNA of Xiphophorus maculatus (southern platyfish), 5054 nucleotides long. RefSeq names its product immunoglobulin superfamily containing leucine-rich repeat protein 2-like. Bases 217 to 2292 code for a protein of 691 amino acids. Gene Ontology annotation, molecular function: protein binding. The record is from RefSeq and is a predicted model, not a curated record. NCBI's taxonomy places the organism in Eukaryota, Metazoa, Chordata, Actinopteri, Cyprinodontiformes, Poeciliidae. The transcript is spliced from 2 exons.
GCAGACAGAGGAGGAGGAGGAGGGAGGAAGAUGCUACAGAACGACACAGAUGUUUGUAGACGGCGCUCUCCCUCUGCAGCAAACUGGGGCUUUUUCCAUCAUGCCAGCAGACAAACUGACGCAGGAACUGAGCUUUCUGGAGUCUGACUGCAAACACUGACUCAUACGCUCUGGAUUAGUCUGCAGAAUUAAAAAAAGCCAAACGCAGGAGCAGAAAUGGCAGCAGCAGACAUCCUCCCUUUUGCUCUGUGGGUCAUCACAUUCCUCUCGUCCGUCCUCUGCUGCCCUGAGUCUUGUACCUGCUCAGAUAAAUACGGGCGCCACUAUGCUGAAUGCUCCUACAGAGAUUUAGCCAAAGUCCCAGAGGGUUUGCCUCCCAACGUGACGACCGUCAGUCUCUCCGCCAACCUGAUCGCCAUGAUCCCACUCGGCAGCUUCGAUAACGUCACCCAGGUGACCUCCCUGUGGAUGGCCCGCAACGACAUCUCCUCCAUCGAGGAAGGGAGCCUCGUACCUUUGGUUCAUCUUCGCAACUUCGACAUUAGCCACAAUAAGAUGGUGGACUUCCCCUGGGGGGAUUUGGUGAACCUGACAGCUCUGGAGAUGCUGAAGAUGAACCACAACGAGUUGGCCCACCUGCCCAGAGACGCUUUCACCAACCUCAAAAACCUGAGGUCACUCAGACUUAACAACAACAGGUUCGGGACCAUAGCUGAGGGGACGUUUGACAACUUGGUGUCUUUGUCGCAUUUGCAGAUAUUUAACAAUCCUUUUGUGUGCACCUGCACUUUGGACUGGCUCAGAGACUGGAUCUCCUCAACCAUCGUCUCAGUUUCGGAUCAGAGCUUGAUCACUUGCGCAUUUCCCAAGGAACUUAAAGGUGAAGUCAUUUUAAAACUGCCAGAGUCCAAGUGUACAAGCCCAAAUGUCACAGUACUGACUGAACCGCAUGUUAUCGACAUGGUUUUCCACGAGAACUCUGAAUUAAUUUUGACCUGUGAGUUCAACGGAAACCCGAGACCUCUGGUGGUGUGGAAUAUUUCCAGCAAAGGCCAAAAACAUGAGGUGGUUCUGUCUGUCACUGAGGACAACUCUGCAGAAUCUAAUGAAGGCUCUGACUCCUUUAAAGUGUUUAACAAUGGCACGCUUCUCUUUUCAAGCCUCAGACAAGAGGAUGAUGGGAACUACAGCUGCUCUGCAACAAAUGCGUUUGGCAGAGAUGAAGAUUCAGUGUCUGUUAAGGUGAUUGCACGUCCAAAACCAACACCAAUCAAAGUGAUGACCACAGUGUUCACUUCUACUCACACCAACCCAACAGUUCACCCACAAACCAAGAGAAAAUCAGUCUUUGGUUCUCUAAAUCUUCCAGAUUUAAAAAGAAAAGACCCAACAAUCCCUCCAACUGCUCAUAUCAAUCCUAAAUUUUAUGAAGACACAACAAGAUACCUGAUUCGUUCAAGCAAAUGUGGCUUAACUGCGAACACAAAGAACAUCUCCGGCCACAUCCUGAACGCAAGCCUGGACGACGUAAAGCAGUACACCUUCGACUUUGGUGUCAUUGCACUAGGAGUGUCAGAAACAGAGGUAACGGUGCGACUCAAUCCCCUACUUAUACCCCAAGACAGGAGCCCCAGCCGAGCCAAGAGCUUCCAGAGUGACAGCGAGGAAAACUCCGGCUUUCUGGAUGUCCUGGAAAACUUCCAAUCAAGCGGUUUGUAUCUUUGCAUUACUGCCGACAGCAAACACUCCGCCGUUCAGUGGUCACAGAUCAAGGAAGGCGUCAACACCUACCUGUUCAGUGGCUUACGGCCUGGCACCAACUACUCUCUGUGUCUGACCUACAGAGGGGAGGACUGUGAAGUCCAGGUGCUCUUUGCCACCAGACGGAGGGUACCGAACCUCCUCAUCAUCAUCUCCGUCAGCAUCUGCCUGCUCACCGUGUCCACUGUGCCUCUGCUUGGCGCAACGUGCUUCCACCUGGUCUACAAGUACCGCAGUAAGACCUACCGUCUGAUCCUGAAGGCCAAAGACCAGUACCACCUGGAGAGGAACCUGAGCAUGCACGCUCCCAUCACGGAGUCUCAGAGGAAGAUAAACGAGUACGAAGUGGAGACGGAGAGCAUAGACGACGGGGAGAAGGAGGCAGACACAGAGGAAAGCAUCGUCACCGAGUCUUUCACUUGCAAGGGAAACGUAGACGACUGUGAGAUGGGAUCUGAGUACAGCGACAGGCUGCCUCUGGGGGCCGAAGCCGUCAAUAUUACCAGCAACUACAGAUAUCCUGAUGACUAAUCUGCAAACAUGUUCUGACCCAAAUCACUCUUAUUUCUCGUUGGUUUGGUUUAUUUUAAGUCCCAAAGAAGUUCUGCUCUCCUUCACAUUGAUCUGACAUGGAUGAAGCUAGAUUUGCCUUAAAGCAGAACCAAAGCUGCCAAUGUCUGUAGCAGCACUCGAGCUAGACCCAAACGUUUGAGUGAGAAUGGGCCAAAACCUGGGAUGCAAAUGGUUGAGAAAUGGGUUAUUAGAAUCAAAUUUGUUUUAAUCUAUUAACUAAUAAUUUCCGAUUAAACCUUUUUUCAGUGUCGUAGUUUGACCGCCAAUACCGAAACAAAGAUGGCCGCGCAGGUAUCCCAGAACGGGAAAGAGAAAUGGUCCAAACAGAGUCUGGUAUGCGGUUCUGUUUAGAAAUAUAAACACUCAACAAUAGAGGUGAUUCUGCUGAUGAUGGAGCAGCAUCGUCCGAUUUACUACGAAGCUGAGAAGGAUCUGAUGACAUAAACGUGAGGCAAUAAUGCAGAAAAAUUGCAACAUGACAGAAAAAGUCAUGAUGCCAAUAAGAAUGGUUGAUUUUGAGGUUUGUCUAAGUUUAAUACUGUAAGAAAACCACAAUUUUCUAUUUAUUCAGUGAGUAUUUAACACAGCUGAUACAAAAAUAGUUUAAAUAUAGCGAUGUACUUCUUUUUUUAAGUUCAGCAUAUUAUGAAAAAUUUAGCCGGUCGGCCAUCUUGAACUUUAGAUUAAGUCAUUAUUUAUAAAUUUGCAAUCCUAGACCAAAAUGUUGCACCACAGCAUCAAAGCAGUCAAUGUCUGUCUUUAUUUUAUUUAAUUGAUUUGAAAAGCUGAAGCCGCUUUCAUGCCUGAUGAGAAACGAUGCAGCCAGAAUAUCAACAAAGACUCAACAAACAACUUUAGAGAUAAUUUCACUGUCGUCUGUAGAAACACUGAAGAUCUGCCUCAUUUUCUGUGUUAUAAUACAUUCUGUGUUUUUAUGUAUAUCAUGAAAAAAAAACAAUCUCUUUAAAUGUCAAGUCUUUAAAAACAACAUUUGUUUGUACAUUAAAUGCUUUUUUUGCACAAAACGACGUUAUCAUAUUUAUUCUGAGAGAAAAGACUGAAAACGCUUUUUUUUUUAGAUAGUUCACAGAUUCAAUAAUUAAAUUUGCAAAAGUAUUAAUAAUAUUAAAAUGUUGUUUAAUGUGUUCUUAGGUGAUAGACUGACACAGACCAGUAAGGAAAUGUGGAUUGGAAGAAGUUUUUUUCUUUUUCUCUCAAAUAAAAAGCUAUAGCAUGCAUAGAAUCAGCCUUCAUAAGUCAGCGGCUUAUAGAAGGACUUUUCAUCAUAUUUUUGCUCUAUUGGUUCUCUACUUUGACUAGGCCACUCUGAUACAUCCAAAUGCCUUUAUCUAAACCAUCUCACUAUUGCUUUGAUUGUUGUCCUCUAGUCGUUCUCUAUUUGUUCUCCAAUAAUGUUGGUUGGCCUCUUCCUGCCAAAGGAAAACAUCCUCAAAGCAUGAUGCUGCCACCGCCGUGUUGUAUGGUGUGUUCAGGGUAUUCUGUGAUGUGUUGUUUGUCCUACACACAUGGUAUUUUGAUGUGGGUUACACAACAUUUUAAAAAGGUAUCAGAGUAAACAGACUAAAAAAUAAAUUACACUUAGUUAAUAUUUAGUUUUAGAAUUAUGCUCCAUUUUAUGUUGUUCUAUCAUAAAAUCUUAACUAAAUAUAUUUUAAAAAACUGCAAAAACACAAAAGCUUACCAAUUAUUUUUGGUCUAGUUUCUGCUGCAGAUAUCUUAGUGAAAUUGAAAUAAGACAAAAUAAACCUAUAAUUUACUUAUCACCACAACAUAAGAGCUUUUUCUACAUAAAAAAUUCCUUAAUAUUAUUUUUCUUAUAACAAGAUUUUACCCGUGUUACAGGUGGAACUACUAAUUUUUUGUCAUUGUUAGUUAAUUAUUCACUUAAAACAAGAUCCUAUAUCUUUUUGAAAAGUUACUUUUAAGUUAAUUUUGUCUUACUUUAAAAGUUCUAAGAUAUUUUCAUUAAAAACUAGACAAAAAUACUCUUUAAAUUGUGUUUUUUCUGUAAAGUGUGAAGAUGAUUUUGGAGAAGGCUCUUCUGCAAGGCAAGGUAAACGUGAAGCAAUUACUGCAAUGAAAUGUGGAGCUCUCUCUCUCUCUCUGGUGUUGACAAAUUAUAAACAAAGGUUCAACAUCAUAAACUGUUUAUUUAGUAAAUUAUGUUUCUCUUUUACAGAACUCUUAGAUUAAAAUAUACAAAAACGCCUGAUAAGCUGGUUAAAUCUGCUCUCUAGGAUCACGAUGGAAAAAGUGAAAAAUGUUUUGGUCUUACAGUAAAUUAUAACGCUUAAAAAAACAGUUAUAUGUGAAAACAUGUAAUUUUCUGUUGUGAUUUUUGUCUCAUGAGGAAAACAGCUAAAUCUCAGAAAUCUAAAUUCUGUUGCUCUAAAGGUAAUCUGUUUGUCCUGUUUUAAUGUCAGGAUAUUCUGUGAAAUUACCAAAAAUACUGUAAACUUGCUGUUGGUAGAAAUGUAUACAAACACUUCAGUAUUAUGUAAUUAUGUGUUUUGGGUCCUUCUCCAACGGGCUGCCGUUUUAGAGGCCCUGCAUGCUGCCUGUGUUCUCGACUCAAAAUUCAACUUUAUUUCUGUGCCUCUUGUCUGUUUAACCCAAGUGAUAAAGGAAGUUGUCUGUUUUCAUACAUUCCCAUUUAACCCUCAAUGUGCUUCAAUAAAAUGUAAAAAGUGGGAUAACUA